Messenger RNA from Trichogramma pretiosum, 2313 nucleotides. RefSeq names its product testis-specific serine/threonine-protein kinase 3-like (gene Tssk). The record is from RefSeq and is a predicted model, not a curated record. Gene Ontology annotation, biological process: protein phosphorylation; intracellular signal transduction; cellular response to glucose starvation. The transcript is spliced from 3 exons. Lineage: Eukaryota; Metazoa; Arthropoda; Insecta; Hymenoptera; Trichogrammatidae. Gene Ontology annotation, molecular function: protein serine/threonine kinase activity; ATP binding. The coding region runs from base 367 to 1308 and encodes 313 amino acids.
CAUAUAUUCAUAUACUUAUAUAUAUACAUAAGAUGUAUAUGACAUCACGUUCUUCUAUUAUCUGAAUAUAAAUUGAAGGUUAAAAAUUUAAUUCUCAUUUGUUUAAUAAAUUAUCAAUAAUGACAGUUUUUAAGUAAAAUUUCAUGAAUAUUAUGUUCUCCUUUUUCAACACUAAGUGAAAGCCAAAAUUUAGGCCUGAACCAAAUUUUUUGUGAUUUUUUUGUCAAACAUUACUUCAAAAUAAAAACUAAAUUAUAUACAAGUUUAUAAAUAAUUGUAUUGGUAAAUAGAAGAAAAUUUCUAAACAGUCAUAAGGAGGUUAACUUCCACUAAAAUUGCUCUGUCUUAUGAACUAAUUCAGUUGUUAUGGCCACACGACCCUGCCUACAAAAUUCUGAAAUAAAUAAUUUUCAGCAACGAAGAUAUGUCAUUGGAAAAAAAAUUGGACAGGGUACACAUGCUACAGUUCAUUUAGCAAAAUUUUUUGAUGGCAAUAGUACUAGAACAAUCAAACUGGCAUGCAAAAUUUUUGAUAAAGAAAAUGCUCCCAAAGAUAUCUUAAGAUGCUUUCCAAGAGAACUUGAAAUUCUCACAAAAUUAGACAAUCCGCAUAUCAUUCAUGUUCAUAAAAUUUUACAAAGAGGACCAAAAUUUUUUAUUUUUAUGCGAUAUGCUGAAAAUGGUGAUUUAUUGGAUUUCAUACAGCAAACUGGUCCAGUACCAGAAAAACUAUCAAAACUAUGGUUUCAUCAAAUGAUUUCAGGCUUGCACUAUCUUCAUAAAUUGAAUAUAGCUCAUCGAGACUUGAAAUGUGAAAAUAUUCUUUUGACUAAUAAAUUCCACAUAAAACUGGCAGAUUUUGGCUUUGCCCGCUACUGUGUGAAUGCUGAAGGUCGUCGGAUUCUUAGUCAAACUUACUGUGGGUCAGCUGCUUAUGCUGCUCCAGAAAUCGUUGCUAAUAUACCAUACAAUCCCAAGUUGGCUGAUGUUUGGUCUCUCGGAGUUAUAUUAUUCAUCAUGCUAAAUGGAAUAAUGCCAUUUAAUGAUAAGCAUUUACAUAAAUUGUUAAAAGACCAAUGGAACAAAAAGUGGGCAUUCCAACCAAAAAUUCGACAUUUAAUAUCUGCUGCAGCUAAAAAUCUUGUCAAGAAAAUACUCGAACCUGAUAUUACAUUAAGAUAUACAGUUGAUAGAAUCAUGUCCCACGAAUGGGUUUGCAUGAAAACAGAAAAAUGUUGUCUCAAUUCUGAAGAGAACUCUACACCAGUAGUUCAUCAUGAAGUAAUCACAAAAGUGAACUAUAAAUAAUAAAAAAUUAAAAUGAUUGCAUAAAUUACAUAUCAUUUGAUGAAUUUCCUUGAAUAUUCUGUAAUUUUGUCCACCAGGAAAAAGAAAUUCUCAAUGAAAAUGCUGUGUUUGACAUUGGUCCAUCUACCUGGAAAGUACAAAAUCAGCAACAAUUAUGUAUCAAAGGAUUUGGAGAAAAAUCAUUGAAAAACAGUGUUGGUUCACAUUCAAAAAGAAUAGAAUUUUCAAAAAAAGAAUGAGAACAUAUUUCGAGUAUAUUUAAUUAAUAAUUACAAAUAUUGUAUAAAAGCUUCUGAACGUUAAAUUUUAAUACUGUAUUUGACUCUUUAGUAAAUUAUAUUGAUGAUGUACAAACAUUUUUAUCAUGAUAUGUAAAAAUUUUAAUAAUUAUACAGAAUAUAAAUGAAAUUAGUUAUGAUUUAUUCAUUGUACAACUAUAUUCUAGAUUAAUAUACAAAACUAUAAUUUUUGGUUACAUGUAUUGAUGGUACAUGAUUAAUAAUAACUUGCAAUAUCGGGUAUGCAUCAUAUUCAUAUUGUAAAUAUACAUAUAAGAUAUUACAAUGAUUACAUUUUAGUUACAAGUCGGUAUAUGUGUGUGGUGUGUAAGUGUAUAUAUAUUUUUAUUUUUUACAAUAAAAUUAAUAACGAUUACACGUGCUCGCAAAUAAUCCACAUUCUUCAAUCGAAAUCAUUCAACAAGUAGCACCAUUCAAACGUUUAUAAAAAUGUAUACUAAUACACUCUCUAACCAAAAUAAAAUCAACUAUUGCUGUGUAGCAAGUUAUUCAGGAAACACUGACUAAUUUUUUAGUAAACUGUACUUUAAUAGUGAACACUUUAAGAUACAAAAAAUCAUCAUACUUCAAAAAAUAGUAUAUUAAUUUGAAUAAUGGAAGUCAAUCGCAGUGAAAUUCAAUAAAGACAUAACGAUAAAAUUUUAAGAACAGAUUGAAUGAGUACAUUUUUCUCAUUUUUCUAUUAGGCACUUAAUUCAUUUUAAAA